Molecule: messenger RNA, 1788 nt
Organism: Neohortaea acidophila
Lineage: Eukaryota; Fungi; Ascomycota; Dothideomycetes; Mycosphaerellales; Teratosphaeriaceae
Exons: 1
Coding region: 93-1601 (502 amino acids)
Source: RefSeq, a predicted model, not a curated record
AGCUCCAACACCUCAUCUCUCCUCUUCUCUCCCCGAAUCGACUUCGAUGCGGCCAUCACUCCGAUUGGAGACAACCUGGUAGACGAACGACGAUGGACAAAGACCGCUUCCCCCUCACCGCCUCCCGCGAACCCAAUCCUCUCCGUCCCUACUACAUCCCGCCCUCCAUCGGCCCUACAUCUGCCACAUCACCCCCGCAGGCGGCGCACACUCCUAGACCCGCGCCAACAUCCUCCCUGUCGAGCUCGGCGAGAGACUAUCUCCCCGACAUCGACAUCGACCUGCGGUCAACCACCGGCGAAGCAUGGACACACACGCGCGCCUUGCUCGACACGUUGGUGUGGAGAUACACGUCCAUCCUUCUCGCGCAGCCGUUCGAUGUUGCCAAAACCGUCCUUCAGCUCUCUCUUCCACCCUCCGCUGCAUCGCUCUCCACCCCGGUCAAAUCGCGCAAGUCAGCGGGUCGAACAUCAGCGGGUCGACACAGCCAUGGGGCAUCACGAGCGAGUCAUCUGGGAUCCGAGUCGGACUCCGAGGGGAGCAGUGAGCGAAGCGAUGAUGACAUGCCCGACUAUUUCACCUCUGCCGCCCCGCGCAGCCGCUCGCCUCGAAGGAGAAAGCGAGCGCCACACCAUUCCGACAACUCUCCCUCCCGAACCCCUACGCCGAAAGAUCGUCGAGAACAGGACAGCUACGCCGAUUACAAGUUACGCCUCACGAAACCCGACAGCAUCACCCACGCCAUCUCCACCAUCUACACCACCUCCGGCGCCGUAGGGCUAUGGCGAGCCACGAACUGCACCUUUGUCUACUCCGUCCUCCUGCGCACGGCCGACAGCUUCAUUAGGGGUUUGUUGCUGGCGCUCGUUGGCCUGCCUGAUAUCGCGGGUCCAGAUCCGGGGGGUCUAGGACCGAGCCUGAGUGUCACGGGAGCAGGCUUUUCCGGGCUGGAUGUGAGCGAGAGCCCGAAUCCCAUUGGAUCUUUGAUUGUCGCCGGCAUGGCGAGCUGCAUCACCGGCCUGCUUCUCGCUCCCUUGGACCUCGUGCGAACGAGACUCAUCGCCUCUCCCAUCUCUCACGCCCCGCGCGGUCUAGUGCAGAAUCUGCGCCAGCUUCCCUCCCUCGUGGUGCCGUCAGUGCUCUGGCUCCCCACCGCCCUCUACUACUCCGUUCCCCAAAUCUUCUCCGCCGCAUCCCCGCUCAUCCUCCGUCGCCAACUACGCAUCACACCCGAGCUUACCCCGUCCCUAUGGUCCGUCGCCGCCUUCACCACCAGUCUGACCGACCUCUUCAUCCGUCUACCCCUCGAAACACUCGUUCGCAGAGCCCAGCUCUCCGUCCUGCGUCGCCAUGAUCCCGAUCUCCCGACUGUCUUUGAGCCGGCAGAGUACAAGGGAGUGGGCGGGACCAUCUACUCCAUCCUGUACGCCGAGGGAGAGACGACUACCAAGGACUCGAAGGGCAUGCUGCGCACCAGACGUGGGCAGGGCAUGGCGGGAUUGGUCCGAGGGUGGAGAGUCGGGUUCUGGGGCUUGGUGGGGGUAUGGGGUGGAGGUGCGCUUGGGCCGGGGGAGAGCCAUAAACAGCGAGGCGAGUUUUGAAGGGUUGGACAAGGUAAGGUACCUUGCCGACUACGCCUGUGAUGAAGUGGGAGGACUUGAUGCUUUGGCAGCCAGCGACGCGGGAUGAUCCUUACUCCACUCUGCAUUGUGUUUUCAUCUAUCUGCUCCCGAGAUACCUAUUUGCGCAUACGAUGGUCCUUUGCUUGACCGCCCUUCUCUCCUGCUU